UUUCAUCAGUUAGUAAGGAAGUCUUUAAUUAUGGUCUGUAACCUGCUUAAUUCACCUGGGCAAACCAGGUUCAAGGUGGAAAAUAUCGAUGGAGUUAGAGGAAAUAUGGCUUCAUACAAUUCAAGAAAAGGUUUCCAUAGGAUGCAUAAGUCAUUUUCAAACCCUAAUUGGAAAUACAGUACCCCAUGUACCUCUUGGAAAAUAUUUUGUGGCCCUGAAAAUUUGGAGGAGCGAUUUUCAGUGGUAGUAUCGGAGAAAAUAGCAGACGCUGGUCUGUCUGAUCCUGAGCAACCUUUGAGAAGCGAAGAGUUGAAGUUAUUGCUUGCCAAUGCUGAAAGAUCGAAGCUUCUCAAGAAAUUGAGUGAAGCCAACCGAUAUAAUCGGUUGCUUAAGCGAGAGUUGCAAGCUAAGGAGGAUGCGCUGGUUAAUUUCAAAAGUGAACUUUCAGUCACCGAACUUGAGAUUCAGGUUUUGGCUAGAUUGGCUGAAGAAGUUGCUAAAUCUGCUAUCCCAACUGGUUCAAGAAAAAUUAAAGGGAGAUAUAUCCAGUCACACCUAUUUUCACGUUUGGAAGCCAUACGCGAAAAAUUGAAGGAGCAAAUAAAGGGCGUGGAAGCUGUACAAGCCAAAGAAGUUCCUUUAUCCUGGGUUGGGGUAGCAGAGAGUGUGCAAGUAAUGGGCUCCUUUGAUGGUUGGAGUCAAGGAGAGCACUUAUCUCCAGAGUACACCGGCUCUUAUAUGAACUUUUCAGCUACAUUGUUCCUAAGACCUGGAAGGUACGAAAUUAAGUUCUUGGUAGAUGACGAGUGGAAACUAUCCCCAGAAUUACCAACUACGGGAGAGGGGUUAACUAAGAACAAUUUAUUGGUCGUGGAAUAGCUCAUUUAGCUAGGACAGGAUGUAUAUCUGCUGAAAGUCUCUACUCUAGGUGGAAAAACAACUUAUUAAUCGUCGAACAGUUCCUGCUGGAAGGUUAGUGUGGUAGGAGUGAAAUGCCGUCUCUUUGAGA
Solanum verrucosum is the source of this 1009-nucleotide messenger RNA. RefSeq names its product protein PTST, chloroplastic. Lineage: Eukaryota; Viridiplantae; Streptophyta; Magnoliopsida; Solanales; Solanaceae. The record is from RefSeq and is a predicted model, not a curated record. The coding region runs from base 31 to 879 and encodes 282 amino acids. The transcript has 9 exons.